GUCGUGUCUACAUCGUCUCAUCAUGGACAUCCGACGGGUCUUUAGGACUUUGAGUCUGCUGUUACCUGUUGUUGGAGUUGCCCUCGGCAACGGAGAUGACGGCUGGUCCACGAACGUGCAGUCGGAGGUCCGAGCCAUCGAGGGCUACCCGGUGGUCCUGCCCUGCACCUUCAGCCACCCGCAGCACUCCCAGCAUUCCUCCCUGCAGGUGGUGUGGCGUCUCGGCCACGGUCAGGGCGCCACCGUCCUGUACCGCUGCACCAGCCGACCCGGGGCCCCCACCUGUGAGCCGGGGCCCCAGCAGGACCAGCGCUACCGGCUGGAGGGCAACCCGAGGGAGCACGACCUGUCGCUGCGGAUCAGCAGCGCCAACCUGCAGGACAGCGGGCGCUACUUCUGCAGGGUGGAGGUUCAGGGACGGGAACACAUCAGCUUCGAGGACAAGAUGGGGACCAGACUGAGAGUGGAGGCGCCUCCAAAGAUCCUGGCUCUGUCGGUGGAGGGCAGUGAGCAGUCCGGGUACAGGGCCCUGUGUCGGGUCCAGGGAUCCCCGUUGCCGGACGUCCAGUGGCUCGGCCCGGACGACCUGCUGGAGGGCUCCCAGGUCGGCCCGCUGGCUCAGGGCUCGGAGACUCACUUUCACACCGUCAGCCAGCUGAGGGACGUGGAGCCGGGCCAGCAGUACACCUGCAGCGCCUCCAACCCGCUGGGCAAAGAACAGGCCACCCUGUACGUCCUGGUCCCCCGGGCCCCGCUGUACAUGAGCGGGGCCUCGCCUCCUCUCCUGCUGGUUCUGUCGGUGUCUCUGGGGGCAAAGGUCCUCCUGCUGGUGGGGAUGGGGGUCUGGAUGGUGCAGGGAGGAGCUCUGCAGGGAGUCAGCUGCUGGUGGAAAUAAUCUGCUCUCACAUAAACUAAUGUAUAUACUUUAAACAACAUUUCAGAAACUUAUUUAGCAUUUAUGA
Messenger RNA from Plectropomus leopardus (leopard coralgrouper), 962 nucleotides. RefSeq names its product sialic acid-binding Ig-like lectin 15. Gene Ontology annotation, cellular component: plasma membrane. Lineage: Eukaryota; Metazoa; Chordata; Actinopteri; Perciformes; Serranidae. Gene Ontology annotation, biological process: regulation of bone resorption; regulation of actin cytoskeleton organization; regulation of osteoclast development. The record is from RefSeq and is a predicted model, not a curated record.